Molecule: messenger RNA, 1521 nt
Organism: Neurospora crassa OR74A
Lineage: Eukaryota; Fungi; Ascomycota; Sordariomycetes; Sordariales; Sordariaceae
Exons: 1
Coding region: 285-509 (74 amino acids)
Source: RefSeq, a predicted model, not a curated record
CUUUUAUAUACCUCUCUCUCCAACAUCUCCUCUCAAUUCUCUAUCUCGUUCUUCCCAUUUCAUUGCAGUUGUGACCAAACCUUUCGACUAUACACACCUCACUCACCUGCUAUCCAACUCCAGAGGCAACCCGUCGACCACACCAGAGCACUUAUCAAGUACCUCAUCAACAACACUCACGCCUUUUUUUUUUUCUUUGGGAGUUGCCCGUCUGUCAACCGGCAACAUCACUUCGAAAGCAAAGACACUCGUCGCACCCAAGACGCACAUACUCAGCAAUCACUAUGGACGCCUCCAACUCCACCCCCACAACUCAGCAGACCUCCUCCAUGGCUUCCAUUCAACGGUCGCCCGUAGCCGCCAAGAUCGUGCCGCCUCAACCUGCUCCCGCCAAGACCGGUAACUCGACGGAUGCCUUCCUCAAGGACUUCACACUGGUCGCCGAGGCCGCAAAGCGUGCCCAAAUGGCCGUGAUGAUGCGUGACUUUGAGGAUAUCGGUCUCUCAUAAAUUCUUCAUUUUGCGCGCACUGCAAGAACGCGCUUGUUCUGAGAAGGAUGAGGCAUCAAACGGUACUCGCGGUUUUUCUCCACUUUAGGGCAACAACAACUGAACCUCUGGGCUGAAUUUGGAGUUGUGGUUUGUGACACCGUUGGCGCUUUUUCUCCACAGUCACAGAGAGUAUGAAGAGGGACCGACAAAAACUAUUCCGUGAUCGAAGGAAUACAAGCGAUCCACAUGUUCAGCCAUUGCGGAAAAAUACUUUUCCACAACCAAGGUCUCACCACAACAACGCCAAAAAAAAAGGGGAACUAUUGCAAGUCAAGUCACGAGAAAAUCUCUGGGUAUCCAGAAGAGGCUUGUCUGCAAACAGAUGCACUCAGGAAGCACCGAGCACGCCACAUAGCCGACCACGACUUUGUGACUGAGGAAUCAGCACUCUGCUGCUAUGGCCAAAAGUGAACCAAGAGCGCAAGAAAACGGACAGCGUACUGGAAUCUUUGACUUUGCCACCACUCCUCUCCUCUACGCAACAGGAACAAGAAGAAGGAGAGGCUUCGCAGGAAGUCCUCCACACAUUGUCUUUCUUUACAUCAAUUUUGUCAGGGCGUUACUGGGGCAUUUCAUAUUCGAUUUUUUUGCUAUUUGGGACACAGGAGCAUCACGGAGUACAACGGGCACGGAUACGGAGAAGCAUACAAGCACAUACAAAUACCUUAUACACAAGAGAUGGACGGCGCAGAAGAUCUGGGGCGGACGGAUGCUGGUUUUUCCACAACGGACGGCGGGGUGACUAGGUAUCUCGCAGGAAGUGAGAAGGAGUUUUGUUACCAUAAGCAUUAUCGGCUGGAUAUAUCCUGUUUGCAAUUUCCACUCUUCUGUCUGCUUUUCUACCCACAACCAACUCAAAUGUGUCCAUUCCGUGGAUAGACAUCAGUCGAGAUAAUCACGUAUCAAUUGGGAUAUGGUUAGGUAAUAUCAUCAAGCGAGAAUAGUAACUGGAUCAUCAAACAUCAACCAC